GUCACUACUACCAAUUCAACAAGCCUCACCUUUCAAGACCACUGGAAGAUUAGGGGAAAAUUCAGUGACAACACCGCCCAGGAAACAUAUUUCCAAAAGUUUAAAUUGAAGGACCAGCCAAGCAUGAUGAACAACACCACAUCUUCCCAAAACAGAGCAACAAGCCCUCUGACAAGCGUCCAAGCCGUUCUCUGGGGGACUUCGUACGGUGUCGUUGCCAUUUUGAUCAUUUUGUCGAAUAGUGUCUCCAUUGCUGCCUUUGUAAAAGCAAAACCUCGUCGCAAGCAUACUCAUUACUUCCUCAUCAACUUGUCCAUUGCUGACUUCAUAGUCGGAGCUUUAUCAGUGCCUUUAUUCAUCUCCUAUCUUGUGGAUCCACAAAUGUGGAUUCGCAGCCUUACCAUGCCUAUGGUUCAUUCUACAGUGGAUAUUCUCUCAGGACUAACGUCCGUCUUCACACUGGGCAUUGUGUCUGUAGAAAGACUAUUGGCUGUAUCCAUCCCUUUCAAGUAUCGUUUGAUUCCCAGGAAUGCUUACUUCUGCUGUAUUGCAGCCACUUGGAGCCUCUCUGGAAGUGUUGCAGCCAUAAGCAUCGCGUUUUACUUGCGAAUUGUGAAAGAGGCUUUCUACAUCGUAGUGAUUCUUUCCCUGUCGAUGUCCCUGUCUGUCGCCUGUUUUGCUUACACAGGCAUCAUCUUUAAAAUCAAUCAGAAAAACAACAGCGCAAAGAACGCAAAGGAUUUAACAGUGGAGCGCAGACUUAGCAUGACCUUGUUCUUCAUCACUGCCAUUUUCGUCGUGUCGUGGCUUCCAUUCCAGCUUGUCUUCAUUUUGGUCCACUUUUGUAAGACGUGCAAAUUUUCCGUGAACACUGUGUUUUUAAUUAAGCUAUUGCAUUACAGCAACUCGUUUAUGAACACAGCAGUGUAUAGUUUCAGGAUACCGGAAUUUAAAGAAGCCUUAAGAGAGAUUUUUAGUCGGUCUCCGUCCCGCAGCCGAGGUAGUCAUGUACACUUAAAAGAAGUUACUUACGACAGCACUACGUCUGUAACUCGGUUGACCUUGCAUAGCCCGCUGAUUAAUUCGAAUAGAGACUCGUCGUCUUCAUUAAGAAAGACUGUAAAACCAUGAAGAGGGAUAAGAGAUGAACCACACAAAGAUAACCUACAAAAGCAUUCAAGAAUUAGCUUUGGAAUUGCCGCCUUGAAGACAACUGAACUAAUCCAACCUUGGACAAAAUAUCAAAAUGUAAAGUAAUUUUUCUGUAGACAUCAGGAAUUUAUUUGUUCACAUUUUACCUAAUUAAGAGUAAAAACA
Messenger RNA from Stylophora pistillata, 1317 nucleotides. Its product is annotated as adenosine receptor A1-like. Lineage: Eukaryota; Metazoa; Cnidaria; Anthozoa; Scleractinia; Pocilloporidae. The record is from RefSeq and is a predicted model, not a curated record.